Molecule: messenger RNA, 5180 nt
Organism: Diorhabda carinulata
Lineage: Eukaryota; Metazoa; Arthropoda; Insecta; Coleoptera; Chrysomelidae
Product: zinc finger protein OZF-like
Exons: 4
Coding region: 112-1434 (440 amino acids)
Biological process (GO): regulation of transcription by RNA polymerase II
Cellular component (GO): nucleus
Molecular function (GO): RNA polymerase II cis-regulatory region sequence-specific DNA binding; DNA-binding transcription activator activity, RNA polymerase II-specific; zinc ion binding
Source: RefSeq, a predicted model, not a curated record
GACUGAAAUGUCAAUACUGUCAAUAAAAGUCAAUUUUGUUGUGCUGUUUAUCCUUAUUUAUUUAGAUUAUUUGAAAAUAGAACUUUUAAAGGCUCACAUUUUCUUAUUUAAAUGGACAACUUGAAUAUUUCAUUUUCAGACUUUCCUUUUAUUUGUCGUUUAUGUUUAUCGCGAGAAAAUCUACAACAUUUUGAGGAACCACUGAAAAAUAAAUUUAAACUUUUUAUCGAUAUUCAGGUUGACGAGUAUAACAACUUACCUGAGAAUAUUUGUAUAGCUUGUAUAAAAAUACUUCAAGAGACUGAAAUAUUUUUUUUGAGGGUGAAAUUAGUUGACUCUCAAUUGAAACUUAUAUCACAAGCCAAACAUACACAUAGCAGUAAUGAAAUAUCAGACAAUGAAGCUAAUGAUAAUGAUAUAUUCAAGGAAAGAGAUGGCAAUAAUCAAUUAAAAAAUAUCAAACAAGAACCAAAUCAAUUAACAUGCCAGUAUUGUAAUACACCAUUUGCCACCCAUGACCUGUUCACAGAUCACUUUAAGGAUAAUGAAACCUGCAAAUUAAAAAAAUAUUUCUGUUCCUUUUGUGGAAAGCAAUUCAGUUUCCAGUAUAAAAGAAAAGCACAUAUAAUGGCAGAACAUUUUGAAGAAUUACCAUUUGAAUGUAAGCUCUGUGGCAAGAAAUUUAAAUUUUCCCAGAAUCUUUCUAGGCAUGACCGAUCAAUUCAUAAAGGAUUGAAACCAUAUAGAUGUGAAAUCUGUGGAAGAGAUUUUGCAAGACUUGAAAGAAAGAAAUAUCAUUUGAAAAUUCAUUCAUUUAAAAAACCAAAUUGUGCCAUAUAUUUUCCAUGUAGGCAUUGUGGAAAGGCAUUCACUAGUCGCCGGGAAUAUAAAGAACACUUACAAGAACACAAAACAACUAACGAAAGUUUUGAAGACAGCUGUAAUAUUUGUCACAAGAAAUUCUCUUCCAAAUAUGUGCUGCAAAGUCAUAUGGUUAUACACAAAGGCAAGAAAGAGUUCUUGUGCACUAUUUGUGGUAAAGAUUUCUUGAAAAAAUGUUAUUUAGAUAUUCAUUUGAAGAUUCAUUCUGGUGAAAAACCAUAUGAAUGUAAAGAAUGUGGGAAAAAAUUUAGCCAACCUUCUUCAUAUAACAAUCAUUUAAUAAUACAUACGGGCGAACGUCUGCAUAAAUGUGAACAGUGUAAUAAAACUUUUAAACAGAAACCACACCUCAAACGUCAUGAAAUGCUCCAUUUAGGAUUGAAACCAUUCAAAUGUACAUAUUGUAACAAAAGUUUUUCUCAGGCUAGCAAUCUUAAAUCUCACAUAAGAAUACAUACAGGGGAAACACCUUAUCAUUGUAUGAUAUGUUCCAGGGGAUUUUACGAUUCUGGAAGUAUGAAGAAACAUAUAAAAGGGUUUCAUAAAACAUAAUAAAAGUGUUAGUCAUUUAUUCAUCAUUUUUUUGUUAACUUUAUAUACAGAUUCACAUAAUUAUAUCCAUAUAAUAAUAUCUAAUCCCUCCCAAAAUAUGAACUCCAUACUCAAAAUCAUUUAGCAAGUAUUUGAAAAAAUAAGGUUUUUCAAAUGGUUUUCUCUCCAUUAUUUGUCAUUUGUAAAAACUAUUUACUGUCAGCUCUAGCAAUUAAUCCAUAUAAUUCUGGACCACGUUGUAUAUUUAGUAUUCUAUUUUACAAAUACUCAAAGGACUUUAUUUCUUUAUUAAAAUCUUUCUUCAUUCGUGCCCAUCACAGUUUUUUCUGAGUCACCUAAUUUCUUUGGCACAAAUUCUAUAUCUGGGCCUCAUUGACACAUUUUAUUUGGCAAUAUUUAAAAUUUCGUAUCCUCCUAUGACUAUCUAUUUUUUCUGUCGUGUCAUAGAGGGUUGUAUUUGUAUUGUAUGUAUAAUGUUUGACACUCUGUCUUCUGUAGCAUUUGUGUUGUUGAUAGUCCAUGUGUGUAUUUCCGUUAUUGUUUAUACAGCAAAUUUAUACACAGUCUACCAACAACUUGAACCAUGAGAUACUUGGGAAACAAGAGUUUAUACAAAAUUUCAAAUAUUAUGUUAAGUGAUUCUACAAUUUUUUUUUAAAUAAAAAGUGUAGUUAAGUGAUGCAUCAUUUGAAAGGUAAUUUGUUUAUGUACACAAAAAAUUUCAACUUUUUUUUACAAUUUAUUGAAAAACUUUGUAGAUAUUUUAGAUUGAACUAGUUUGUUGAAUAUAAGUCAUAACAUCACCAUUUGAUAUAUGCACUUGUUGGAAAAAUACGUAUUGUACAGUUUAUGUGGGUUAUUUUUGAAUGUUGCUAAAUUGUUCACAAAAUUGAAGCCGAUUAUCAAUAUCAUCUUGAUUCAAGUCAUGUACCAAUUUUAUUUUAUAAGGGUCGAAUUUAUGUGGUUUUCCAAUUAGAUGAACAUAAGAUGCUCAUACACUGGAUGCCCAAGGUCUGAUAGAUUGUCUGAUAAACUAUCGAUAAUGAACUUGUAAAUGACCAAAGACUGCCACUUCAUCUGUGUGAUUUCAAACUUAUUUGUUAGCUGCUUAAUAUAUUGGCGAUUUACAAUUUUCUGGGUGUUUGGUAAUAAAAUUUCUUACCGCAACGUUAGCACACCCGAUCGGCUUUUGGCUUUACUGAAGUCGUGUAAUAAGGAUUCGUAUCAAUUUUUGCAGCUAAUAUGCUUCGGUUCUGUCUGAUAUUGUUUCUUAAUUUUUAAUAAUUUUCAACUUUUUUCUACGGAAGCUGUACUCAGAAGUAUGGUCAAAAUAAUUCUAAUAGUAAUGUACGGAAAUAUGUAUUCUAAACAAUUUGUUAUUUUGUAUUGAAUCAUCUAAUUGGUGCCUCUAAAGGAGAUUGGUAGACUAGAUAAUAAAAGUUUUAGUUCUUCAUAAAAUGAGACUCAAAAAUAAACAUGGGGAAAUUUCUAGUUCAUAGCAAACUUUGAUUUGAGUUUGAAUAAGCGAAAGGCUACUGUGACUUUAUAAAGCGUAAUACUGGGAGAUGUAUUUUCUCAGUUUUAGGAAAAACUAUUGUUAUUACCAAUAAGUCUUUAUGUUAGUUCCUUUAAGUGCCAGACCGUGGACAUUGUUGUGCGACUGUAUAUAACUACUGUUGAGAAUAUUGUACUAUCCAAUUAAUAAUGAUAGAUUUUCAAUAGUUUGUUUUUUGGGACCGAUCCCAUAAUCGUCAAGCAUAAAUCUUGCGAAGAAGUUAAUCUUUACAUUAUAUAGUUCUGUGCGAGAAUAAAUUGUAUUUUGUGUUGCAUAGUCGCUAGUGUAAAAAUUGUGACAGCAACAAAUUCCUAUCAAUGUGCUGAAAACUCUUGAUAUUUCAACUUCAAAAGCCACAACGUUUAACGAAAACUCUGUGCUGUAACUUACAGGGAUAUUUAAAGAAAUACUAAAGUUAUUGAUAUUAGUAACUUAAUUAAUUGUCCCAAAAUUCCUUCUGUCCCAAAUGUCUUCUGACACCGUACUGACUAAUAACCUCACUUCUGACGUCAUCAUUAACUUUAAGGUCUAUAUAUUUUUGCAUAAUCUCACACCAAUUCUGGAAUCAUUUUGGGAACAAGAAAAAGUCAUCAGACGAUAAACCGGGUGAAUGCAGGGGCAAUGGGACAUUAAUUUGAUGUUUUUCUUCUCCUCCUACAAAUGUUCAGUUGUUUGACGUGCUUUAUGCAUUUAAAGUUGAUAGUAUUGCAGUCUACGAUAUCCUAAGGGGCGACUCUACCUGUUUGUAAGCCACAUGCCGAUCUUCUUUGAUCACGUUGCGCACAGCAUCGAUGUUUCUCGGUAUGACGACCCAUUUUGGCUGACCUUUUCGACAUUCAUCACUGAUAGACACACGACCAUGACGAAAUUCUGUUGACCAAUUUUAAAUAGUGCAUGAAGCGAUUCUCUGCAUUGUUGUUGAGUAAGGCCUAAUCGUGCAACGCAAGCCUUCCUGUGUGAUUUCCUUUUUGCACAAACUUGCUUAUUUAAACGUUUGUUUUCAACAACUUACUCAUACAUGUCAUUAACGCCACCUAUUGUUCGAUUGUAAAAACUUAAAAGUCAAUAUUAUAUUAUAAAUAAUUACGGUAAUAAUAUUAUAUGUAAUAAUUUCGUUCUCUUUUUAAAUGUUGAAGUUUUUUGAAUGAGCGUCAAAAAAAAAACAUUGUGUUGAACUUGUGUGAAAACAUUUUCUCAUACUCGCUCAAAAUUUGUGAAACAAAUAACUAUUACUAACACACGAAUGUUUUUUGUCCCCGAGAAUCGGUACUAACCUUUGCUUCAUUUUUACCGAAUAAAAAGAAACUGCAUCAUACUAUGAAAAUCUCGAAAUUUUCUUCAGUUUCAUUUUUAUGUUACUUGGAAAUUAUUUCUAUUCACAUUUUGUUUGCACGCGCGUAAUGACAAAUUUUGACAGACCUUACUUAUUAUACUAGUUAACAAAAUUCAACUUUUUUUACCGCGGAUUUUGUGGUUGAUAACGUUCACUUAUCACUUGUUUUUGUCAAAUCUACUAUUAAUUUUUUGAAUAGGUCGAUUUGCGUUGUUUUUGAUUAUUAUCCUUUAAGCGAGUAUAUUAAUAUCGAUAACAGGCGUUUUUUACAGUGGUAAGGUUAGUACCUUGCAUCAUGUAGCUCAAAGAGACGUUGAUUGCAGAAAUUAAAAAUAAUUUUUGCUAUAUAAUACGUAGAAUGUUGAAAGAUUUUAGAAAGUUAUAUCAGUAUUGGCGAAAAAUACCUAUUUUGAGUAUUUUGGGAUGCUUUUGGAUAAAAAUGAGUUUUGGGCUUCCAAUUGUGCUUGUGAAUUGUGAGUGGAAUACAUAAGAUUAUGGAAAUGUGGUAAAAUGAGUACAUUUGAAUUAGGAUCCCUGGCUAUUUGGCGAGAAUCACGAAAUAAUCUCCAAGACUGUUAUUUUUGUAGCGUGAGCGUAAACGGUUUAAAAAUUGAGGUAAAUGGAAGUAUCCAAGUACUAGUUAUGUUCAACAUCCAGUGCAACUCUCAUCUGACUCUUAAGUGUUGAAAAAUAUAUCUGAACCUUUAGAACAAGGCAUUGAAUGACCAAGCUAUUUACAAAAUGAUGCUGAUUUUGAAGGUAUCAAAUGAACCAAAAUGCUUUUCUAAAAAUGAGUUAGAUGAUCUUGUUAGAGAUUUAAAUCUUUCUAAACAAGCUUCAGAAUUGUUAGCAUCAAAA